Molecule: messenger RNA, 834 nt
Organism: Punica granatum (pomegranate)
Lineage: Eukaryota; Viridiplantae; Streptophyta; Magnoliopsida; Myrtales; Lythraceae
Source: RefSeq, a predicted model, not a curated record
AUGUCUACCUCGUACCGAGGUGCUCGUCCGGCGGCUAUUGAACCCGCAGCCGCGCCUCGUCCCCUUCCUCCACCCCCGACCACGGAGUCCGCCCACCCCAGCCUCCUGGCAGCCAGCUCCUCCGCCGCCGACAGAAUGCAGCUCCUCCGGGUCUGCACCAUCCUCUUCCAGCAGCAGCACUCCCCUGACUCUCGCCUCCACGCCAACCUCCUCUCGGCCGUCCACAGCCCUCACUCCCGUCCCCUUGCUGCCGCCGAGCUCUUCCUCCAAGUCUGCAACACCUUCCCGCUCUCAUGGCGCCCCUCCUACCGCUUCUACCACUUCACCCGUACCCUCCCCGACUUUCCCCACUCCACUGUCACUCUCAACAAGAUGCUCGACGUCAUCGGCAAGUCCCGCAACAUCGACUUCUUCUGGGAUGUCCUCAACGACAUGGCCCGCCGCCUCCUUGUCAAUGACAAGACCUUUAAUAUCGCCCUCAAGACCUUGGCUCAGGUAAGGGAGCUCAACAAGUGCGUCAAGUUCUUCCACUUGAUGAAUGAGAACGGAUGGGAGUACAAGGUCGAGACUCUGAGCAGAGUUGUUGAGACUCUCUGCCGGGCCAAGGUCGCCGAUGAGGCCAAAUUUCUGGUCUUCAAGCUGAAGGAAUGCGUUCAGCCCAACGGAGUUAUUUAUGGGUGGUCGAUCAAGGGGUUCUGUGAUGUGGGCGAUCUGAUUGAGGCAUGUCGGGUGUGUGGAAUCUCAUGGUCGAUCAAGGGUUCGAACCUGAUAUACGUCCGAUGGAAUCGGUCAUGGAGACCCUUUUCAAGACUAAUCGAUACGGCGAGGCUCUGA